UUCAGUUUUAUUUCCCUUCUAUUUUUCUCCUCUUAUAUCUCUCCCUAUCUGUUUUACAGACAGUAUUUCGAUUGGAAAUUCCCAUUUCUGAGGCCCUCCCGGCCAGCAAAACCAACCAGAAAAAGGAAUUUUUUCCUUCUAAGCUGUGAAUAAAAGAUGGCAGAACCAGAGGAUAUUCAACCGCUCGUCUGUGACAAUGGAACAGGAAUGGUUAAGGCAGGGUUUGCUGGAGAUGAUGCUCCCAGGGCUGUUUUCCCUAGUAUUGUUGGCCGCCCACGUCACACAGGUGUUAUGGUUGGCAUGGGCCAGAAGGAUGCAUAUGUUGGGGAUGAAGCUCAAUCAAAGCGUGGUAUCUUAUCACUGAAAUACCCAAUUGAGCAUGGUAUUGUGAGCAAUUGGGAUGACAUGGAGAAGAUUUGGCAUCACACUUUCUAUAAUGAGCUUCGUGUUGCCCCAGAGGAGCACCCAGUUCUACUCACUGAAGCACCUCUCAACCCAAAAGCUAACCGUGAGAAGAUGACCCAAAUCAUGUUUGAGACAUUUAAUGCUCCUGCCAUGUAUGUUGCCAUUCAAGCUGUCCUGUCUCUCUACGCCAGUGGUCGUACAACUGGAAUUGUCUUGGAUUCUGGAGACGGUGUCAGUCACACUGUUCCUAUCUAUGAAGGAUAUGCUCUCCCUCAUGCCAUUUUACGUCUUGACUUAGCUGGUCGUGACCUCACUGAGUAUCUUGUCAAAAUCUUGACAGAGCGUGGCUACUCCUUCACUACCUCAGCUGAGCGUGAAAUUGUUAGGGAUGUGAAGGAGAAACUGUCAUACAUUGCUCUUGAUUUUGAGCAGGAGUUAGAAGCUGCAAAGACCAGCUCUUCUAUUGAGAAAAACUAUGAGUUGCCAGAUGGACAGGUGAUCACCAUUGGGAAUGAGCGUUUCCGAUGCCCAGAAGUCCUUUUCCAGCCUUCAUUGAUUGGAAUGGAAGCUGCAGGCAUCCAUGAAACCACAUAUAAUUCAAUCAUGAAAUGUGAUGUCGAUAUUAGGAAGGAUCUCUAUGGGAACAUUGUACUCAGUGGUGGUACAACAAUGUUCCCGGGUAUUGCUGACAGAAUGAGCAAGGAAAUCACUGCUCUGGCCCCAAGUAGCAUGAAAAUUAAAGUGGUGGCUCCACCUGAGAGGAAGUAUAGUGUGUGGAUUGGAGGCUCCAUUUUGGCAUCUCUAAGCACCUUCCAGCAGAUGUGGAUAGCAAAAUCCGAGUAUGAUGAAGCUGGUCCUUCCAUCGUGCACAGGAAAUGCUUCUAAUAAGUUGGAAUUGAAAUGUGCAAGAUUUCUGACAUUCGUUGUUUUGAACAUGAACUUGCUGCCUGCAAGCUCUUGUCAAUUCCACUGUCAUUUUGUUUCAAGAGCAAUAAGUAAGAAACUAGUGUAGAAAAGUGCAGAAAAUAAAGAUCUUGUAAUGUUGCUUUUUCGCGUGGCUUGUGUACACAUUUUCCUUGAUGCUAAUAUAAACCGCUUAUAUCUUUUCUGUUAA
Messenger RNA from Coffea eugenioides, 1519 nucleotides. RefSeq names its product actin-11-like. Lineage: Eukaryota; Viridiplantae; Streptophyta; Magnoliopsida; Gentianales; Rubiaceae. Gene Ontology annotation, cellular component: cytoplasm. The transcript has 5 exons. The record is from RefSeq and is a predicted model, not a curated record. Bases 157 to 1290 code for a protein of 377 amino acids.